Molecule: messenger RNA, 1100 nt
Organism: Rhipicephalus microplus (southern cattle tick)
Lineage: Eukaryota; Metazoa; Arthropoda; Arachnida; Ixodida; Ixodidae
Source: RefSeq, a predicted model, not a curated record
GCAGCUAUUGUCGGCCAAGUGUGUCAGGCGGCGUGUUCGGGCUCGGUGUUUGUAUAUAUUUAAACAUAUUUCAAAGUUAAAUUGGCACAUAUGGAAUCACGACGACGAUGCUGGAUUGGUCAUGAACAUCAAAGUAGUUACAGUCCCAAAAGCUGCGUCUCGAACUUAACCAGCAAUGAAUGGUGCCGGUGCCGGCAUGAUGCCCACCAAGGUGAUUUCUUCCGAGCGCAUACCCUGCUUUUGAUAGUGCAGGUUUUCCUGUUAGCGAUCGCCGGCGUACCAACUUCCUGCAACGUGUGCCUUGGACCCAGUGCGACCAACGCAAGCUCAGACACACGGCCGCAGUCAAGAUCAACAUUCACGCCAGGCAUGUUGGACACCCCUCUUCAGGAUCUGCGCAUGUCAGUGAUGUCAUGCACCAUGGACAGUAUAAAAGCACUACCACAGAACUACUACACCAGUGGGCACGGCGAAGCGGCUGCGACCAUGCCGCUAACGAAGGAGUUUGUUCUCGCUGUGCAGAUCGGCACUUUCCUGCUGCUGAUACCGGCGGGGCAUGAAGAAGCGGGCAAACCGACGACAGCGUGGACAGCAAAUCUAGGCCGUGAUAAAGCCCGCCAUGUGCAACACGCGCCGGUUGGUCUGGAUGGUCGGCCCUACAAGUUGGACCCGUUGGGUUCAGCGACGUACUGCGCCGACGCCAUCUUCAGCGCCCCCUCGGUACCUCACUCAACGACGACAACCCUGGACAUAAAUACGGCCCCCCAAGCGACGGCGAUUAAUGGGCACGGCGGCACCCGAAGCAUGCAGAGCGCUAAUCCCUUCUUGUAUGUCGUACAGCUGUUUUUGGUGCUGGGCUAUGAGUGUCUUGAUUUCGUGAGUGCAUAUCGAGGCCCAACGUGUUUCUCUAUGCUCGAUCUUCCAUGCAGAUUACCUGCAUCACUUGGCUGCCCUCAACAAUACAGACAUCUGUGGUGUGGAUCAAGGUACCAUGAGAAUUUAUAUCCGGAAUUUAUAUCCCGGAUUUAUAGCCAGCCAAAGCUGGCAGAUUACCCUUUUCAAGUGUAAAUAUAUUUUUAAUAAAAUAUAGUAGAGCAACA